Molecule: messenger RNA, 915 nt
Organism: Pocillopora meandrina
Lineage: Eukaryota; Metazoa; Cnidaria; Anthozoa; Scleractinia; Pocilloporidae
Source: the annotation of a GenBank genome assembly
AUGCAGCCUUUCUCCCUAACUUUGCAAUGCAUUCCAUGGCUUGUGGUCCUCAUCAUCGAAUGUCUGGCCAUUGUCAUCCUUAAUAUCAUCACCAUUCUUGUUUUUGUGAAGAAGAAGCGUCAGCUACAGCGGCAGAGUACAUAUUUGAUCAUCCAUCUGACGAUUGUCGAUCUCUUAGUGGGCGCAGUCUGUGGGCCGCUGCAGAUUGAAAUAAAGAUGGAGUGGUAUUGUUCUCUAUGGAAUUACAGACGAAAGACUAUUUGGUCCAAUCGUUUAUCUUUUGUAUUUCUACAUUUAUUCUAUUUUACUUCCCUUACAAAUCUUAUUGCUAUUUCCUUAGAGAGGUUACACGCAACAUUUUGUUCAUUCAGGCAUCGCUUUGUGAGCAAAUGGGUUUAUAGAGCCAUAAUUAUUGUCAUUUGGUUAAUACCUAUCGUUAGAGAAGCCGCUCAAAUUUUUUUAUGGGAAAUUGCUGAUCGAGCUGAACUUAAUACAUACUUGUAUAUCCUAUUUUAUGCAGUUUCUCUAUUUUUUAUCUGUGUAUCUUACAUCCUCAUUGUUAUCAAAGUAAGAUGUAGUCGUCAUCCUCAAAUCCAUUCUAGGUCCAGAAGGGAAAGCAAACUGACGGGUACUGCGCUUAUCGUCUCACUUGCAUCGUUACUUUGUCUUCUACCAGGGACAAUCAUGUUUGUAACAUGUAUUCACCUUUCCUCCGCUUGUUUUAAGAUGCAUCAUGUUCAUAUUAAUAUGGCUGUGGUAGUUCUAUUUCUAGCCAACUCACUUGUAAAUCCUAUAAUUUACGCUCUUCGGAUGCCAGGAUUCAGAGAGGGUUUAUCACAGCUAGUUUGCAAGGUCCCAGACCUUUCUCGUAUCGCCCCAGCAAACCUGCCUCUUCGCAACCUUAGGAGAGCGUAG